GGGAGAGAGAGGUGCAAGGAGCGCACACGUCGCACUAUUAACUGGAUGCAUCUAAGAAAACAACUCCAAGGAAGACUUGUGCUAGAGAUACACCAAAAGGGAAGUUGAUCCACAAUUUAAAAUAAAAAAAAAGCGCACCGGGCGCACGCAGACAGCGGUCAUGGCGUGUGAUGAAUCCGGCGACGGACACUUCCAAGUGUGGGUCCUCGCGGUUCUACUAGAGCGCACCGGAUCCCUGCACCCGCUUCCUUCGCUCUGUGGCGCCGGUGGUAUUGCGUAAAAAAAAGGCAAAAAGUAAGGAUUGGAGGCGGGUGGCUGCAAAUAUGCUGCGACGAGGGUUGAUCGGAAGCUCCUGGCACCAGCGGAACCAGACGGACCUUUACGCAUGAUCAUCCAGCCGGGCCCAGGGAAGGAUACUGUGAGGAGGGCGAAAAGUUGAACGCAGUCGCGGCUUGGGGGGGAGGAUAACGACUCGGCAAAGGUCUCUGGUUCCAAAUGUCACCCUCCUUGGACUCUGCCCCAGUCGGGGAACAGCAGCAGUGUGUGACGGACAGGCGAGUGGAGCCUCGAAGCCGCGUGGCCCCUUCAAACGGCCCCUGGCUCAGCUCUGCAUGGCACAACCAGUGAAAAGUCCUGCUAUGGUCUGACGUCUCAGCAUGGAUGGAGUCAGUCAAAGGACCGUCCGCCGCUAAUGAGACCGUUGCUGUUCAUUCGAGGACUAGCAUUUAUUCCGGAUUACUCCCGAACAUUUUCCUGAUCGUUUCCCAACAUUUAUCACCAAACGCUUCUUGGUGGACUUUUUUUUAAGUUUGGUAUUUGGUGGAUUUCUACAUUACUGUUCAAGUUUUUGUAUUUGUUUCAAUUACUUGUAGUUAUUUUUUAUUCAGUGACCGUUUUUUUUUUUCACUAUGGAGUUUCUGGCUGGACCCUGGAAUAAGGAUUGGACUUCAUUCUUACAGUUUUGGUUGACUGUAAUCCUAAGCCUUCAAAUGCAAUUCAGCCCAGGUGCCUCAUGCCCGGAAGAGUGUCGUUGUGACAAAUUAUUUGUGUACUGCAAUGAACGCAGCCUGACAUCAGUGCCUCUGGGGAUACAGGAGGGCUACACUGUGCUCUACCUGCACAACAACCAGAUCAACAAUGCUGGCUUUCCUGUCGAACUUCACAAUCUGGCUUCCGUGGAGACGGUAUAUCUCUAUGGCAACCAGCUCGAUGAGUUUCCGAUUAAUCUGCCCAAAAACACCAGAGUAUUGCAUCUCCAGGAGAACAAUAUUCAAACAAUCUCCAGGGCAGCCCUAGCACAGUUGACUCGAUUAGAAGAGUUGCACCUUGAUGAUAACUCUAUCUCCACAGUCGGGGUGGAAGAAGGCGCCUUCAGGGAGGCGCUAAGCCUGAAACUGCUCUUCCUCACCAAGAACCACUUAAGCAGCGUUCCCAUCGGGCUCCCGGAGGAUCUGAAAGAGUUGCGAUUGGAUGAGAAUAGAAUCGCCGUCAUCGCCGAGGAGGCUUUUCAGAAUGUGACACGUCUGCAGCGCCUCCUGCUGGACGGGAACCUGCUGACCGAUGAGGGCAUUGCACCGGGGACCUUCCAGGAGUUGUCGAGCCUCCGCGAACUGGCGCUGGCACGCAACUCCCUUACAUUUCCACCUCCGCUUUUACCCAGCCAGUCACUGGUCAAACUGAGUCUGCAGGAGAACCAAAUCGACCAGAUCCCAGUUGCAGCUUUUGCAGAUUUAAACAGGCUGGAGAAGUUGGAUAUUUCCAGUAAUCAACUUCAGACACUGACGCAGGGUGUGUUUGAUAGCCUGUCAAGCUUACGGCAUCUCAUGGUGCGAAAUAACCCAUGGCGUUGUGACUGUGCGGUGAAAUGGGUGGUGGUUUGGCUCAAGUCGUUGCCUUCUUCGAUAAACGCCCGAGGUUUUGUGUGUCAGAGUCCGGAUCGGGUGCGCGGAAUGGCGGUCCGAGAGCUCACCUUGGAUAUUAUCGAAUGCCCGGUCGACGCCGGGCAACCGUCAUGGCCUACUAUUCGCUCCACGCCCCCUCCUCCGCCCACGACCACCCCUCUUACCACCGUUAUCUCCACUCUUGUAACCACGUCCGUUCCUGAUUAUUUAGACUCACCUUCUCCACCUUUACCCCCGAUUUAUAACAAUCCACCCGGUCCCCUGCCUCCUUACGAGGACCCCCUUCAAAUCUCCUUCCAUGUGGUCAACUCCACAAGCAUCGACGUGAGAUGGGCUUCCUAUUUCACCGUCACAGCCUACAAAGUCACUUGGGUUAAAAGAGGUCAAAGCCAAAUAAACGAAGGGAUGCAAGAACGGACGGUGAGCGGCGGCCAACGCCAUAUCAGCCUCGCUAAUUUGGAACCGCGGUCUGUGUACCGGAUCUGUGUGCACGUUUUGGACACCCAUAACUCCUACAGGCCCGGAGAGGAUACAAUAUGCUCUGAGGCCAGGACCAAGUCAGCUUUACCGACAAAGAGUCCUGGUUCGGGGCAAGCUCCAAAGGAGGGCGUUAAUUCCACGUUGUUAAUGGCCGGCAUCAUCGGCGGAGCCGUGCUUAUCAUUUUGGUAACACUACUCAGUCUCUUUUGCUGGCACAUGCACAGGAAGAGCCGGUCGUCUUCGACUAAGUGGAAAUACAACCGCGGUCGAAGAAAAGACGACUAUUGCGAGGCCGGAACCAAGAAGGAUAACUCCAUUCUGGAGAUGACUGAAACCAGUUUCCAGAUUGUGGCGCUUAACAACGAGCAGCUGCUCAAGGGAGAUUUCCGUAUUCAGCCCAUCUACACACCCAAUGGGGGGAUUGGAUUUAGGGACUGUCACCUCAGUAACAACAGCUUGGCGUACUGCAAAAGCAGCAACGUGCCCAGUACUGAGUUUUGCCACACGUGAUGCUGCGGUAAACGGUACGGCGGCACCCCCCCCCCCCCCUGUAAACUCCAAAAACACUUGACAAAUAUAAACAAUACACACCUUCACUGUUUGUGUGGAACAGAACAGAACAGAAAAGCGUAAAAAAUUAUCUUAAAAUAUAACUGUACAAUAUAUAUAUAUAUAUACAUAUAUAUAUUUCCAAGUUCUGUCUAUGAUGUAAUUUAUACUGUGGAUAAUGUGGGAAUCUCUGCUAUCUUUUUUAUUCAUACAGAAAGGAGAUAUCCAAGUGUUUUGCUUUUUUUUUUUUUUUUUUUUUUUUAUAAAGCGCAGGGUUUUGAAAAGUUGUUUUAAUGGUCAGUACCGUACAUGAACACAGAUUUGUACAAUCACCGCAACCUGGGUGUAGCUUCUGCUGUCAGCCUCGGAAAAAAUGUCAGGCACUCUGAGAGAGGGCAGGGAUUCUUUGCUAACCACAGAAGCAAAAAAAAAAAAAAAACAUACAAAAAUAGUCAUUAAAACAACACAAUACAAAGAAUUGAUGACAGGACUAUGGAAAAGAGCAACACUGGUGGCGUGUUUUUUACUCAUGUUAACAAUAGCGGUGCUUGUUUAUGAGCAGGGGUCUCAAACUCAAUUUACCUGGGGGUCACUGGAGCUAGGGUCUGGGCAAGGAUCAGGUUUUCCAAAAAAAAAAAAAAACGCAUUUAUUAAAAACAGAAAAAUAUACAAACUUUUUCAGUGCUUUGGUUCCGAUUUUCUACAAUAAAAGCUCUGAUAAAACAUUCCACUGUUCUCAAAUAUCUUAAUUUUUAUUUUUCUGCACAAAAUAAGAUGAAAAAAAAUAAACAAAUCAAGAAUAAAGAAAAUAAAUCAGUAAUAAAUAAAUAUAAUAAUAAUAAUAAAAUGGCAAAUAAUAAAAACUUAAGAAACCACAUAUAGUUGGUGGGUAGACAAAUUAUUUUUUUCAGAUUAAAAUUAACAAAGCAUUAUUAGAGCCCUGUAGACAUGACAAAACACGACAAUUAUACUCUAUUUACAACAUAUUGCGCAACUGCAGGGUCUUGAGACACAUGCUAACUCGCAAACUAGAGAGCUAGCGACCGAAACGGUAGCCUUCAAGUUAUUUCCUUUAAACUUAAAUAUCCAAAAACUUACCACUUCCACACGGAUAGGGAGGAUAACUAUUAACAGUUAUUUAACCUUUAACAUGAACAUUAAUCAAACGUAAUAAUUUUUUCUGGGUACAUGAUACCAUACAGCAUCCAUAUCAAACUUGUGUGGGCCGCACUAGCAUUAAACUUUCAUAUCAAGACGGGGGGGGGCUUAAAGUAGUCUUGAGACACAUGCUAACUCGCAAACUAGAGAGCUAGCGACCAAAAACGGUAGCCUUCAAGUUAUUUCCUUUCAACUUAAAUAUCCAAAAACUUACCACUUCCACACGGAUAGGGAGGAUAACUAUUACUAACAUUAAACUUUCAUAUCAAGACGGGGGGGCUCAAACUAGCGUCCUGCGGGCCACAUUUGGCCCGCGGGCCGCAUGUUUGAGACCCCUGUUUAUGAGGAAUCAGGAACAGGAUGUGCAGCAAAGUCCCAAAAGUGCCUUCAACUCUAAAAUCAUUGUUGCUCUAAUUGUUUAUAUCCGAGCAAAGAUGAGCUUUAUUAAAAGACACUUUUUGGAACACUCUCAAUAGUAGCAAUAUGAUUUAAUGAUAACAUUAAAAAAAAACAACAACAAAGAAUCACCGUCCUCCAUGCGGUGUUAAAUGUGCAAAGUCUAGAGAGCAGUUUGCUUUUUUUUUUUCCAUCCACAAGGGGGCACUUUCUCUCAGCUCAGUACUGAACAAGAGGCCAUGAGACAAGACAGGAAGAAGCAAACAAAGCCACAAGGAUCACUUUACCACCACCAUUCCGCCGGAAUCCAUUACCCAUAUGACAUUACUCUGCUCAAACGCCAUUGUUUCCAGUCUUAUUGCUCAUCGGGUGUCUUUAAUGAUGUGGAAUCAUUUAAAACUAACAGCGUCUUUCAUGCUUUGUGGCUAAAUGAUAUGGAUUUUUCACCAUUGUGGUCUAUCAGGGGUGGGCUCUUUUGUGAUGCACUUUCAGAAGAAACAUAAUUAUUUUUUUAACUCGUCUAAGCUUUUAAUUGGGGAAAUUUAAUUAGGAUCCUCCACAAUGCAAACUGCUCAUUCGGCUUGCAUACUUUUGUCUGUUUAUGCGCAUUUCACGGCAUCGGGAAUGAUAAGGGAAGAGGGGGGGCUUACUCGUCUCUACCCCCCCACCCCGUCUGUCCCAAUAUCUGUGAUCCCUGCAUGGGCUCAAUUAAAGCAGUUUUCCCUGCCCUUCAGCUCAUGGACUGCGGUGGCGGCGCUUUGCAUGGGAGCUGCCAGCAAGAGGUCUUCAUUAUGAACUUCUUAAAGAGACUCUAUUUGACUUGACAUCAUUUUAUUUUGAAGGGGGGGGGGCAAGCUUAAAGGGUUCCUAGCCUUAUAAUCCUCCACCCCCGAAAAGAGAGAAAAAUAUGCACUUAUUUUCACUCGGCUGCAUUAAGCUCAUGUUGAGUAAGAGUACUAACUUUUUGCUAUUGGGCCAAAUAUUCGAGAAGAAAUAAAAGGGCUCGUAGUUUUACAUAUUGUAUCGAUAAGAGGAUUUACAAGUCCAACAAAACUUCCACGGCCCCAUUGUUCAAAAUAAAAAAAAAUUAUCAGCAUUUUUUUCAUAGUUUUUCCUCAUUCAACCAAAACAAAGCGUCAUUAGCUUAGUAAUACUUCAAUAAUUCUAUAUUAUUUUAAUAAGAAACAGUCUAAACCAGGGGUGUGUGACUUUUUCACUCAUUUAAUCAAUUAAUAAUAACUUAAUUAAAAAUUUUAGAUGCAUACAUAUUAAAAAUAUACUAUAGAACAUAAGAAAAAAAAAGGAACGACUGGCCGAAAAAGGCCCCCGGACUGCACUUUGGACACCCCUGGUCUAUACUGUGAACAUGAAGUUACUGUUAGACGUCUGUUUUUAAAAAAUACACUUUUUAAACAUUUUAUAUUGUUGCAUUAAAGGGACGGUACGCAAAAGGCUUAUCCAGUUGCCUAUGCCAAGACGGCGCCAACAUUCGAACAUACAAAUACAAACAGCAUUAUAUUAAUUCGUGGAGUCAGGGGAUUAUAUCGCAGUUAAGUUUGUUGUCAGCUAAUAAUAGUGAUCGCUAUUAUAGCUAUUAUAGCUAAUAAUAACAAUAUGUGGUUCACAUAUCAAUGUAUAGCCUAGCAUAAACAUCCAUUUUUGAUGUCGCUUGUUCCACGAAGAAUUUACAGUCUAACCAAUUAACCUCACAACCCAAACACGGAUUAGAAUCCAGAUUUUCCAGAUCACCUGACUCUGUGGCCAACAUGCUAACCACUAGAUCACCGUGCAUACAACAUGAUUCCAAAUUAUUGGUUUGAUUCUCUGAAACUUUUUUAUGUACAAGCCAUUGGUGAGUCCAUUGAACGUUACAAAUUUUUAUGCGGUUUAAUUCGUAAUAAUGAAAAAUAUAGAUGAGUUUUUGUUUGAAUGCAGUGCUUAUCAAUCGUAACGGUGGUAGAGUGAUCGUAUCCCAACCUGAAGGAUGCUGGUUCGAGUGUUCGAAGUGUCCAUUUGGUUCUGAUCGAUUAGUUUUAUCCUAAAUUCUCAUUCAUUUUGUUGAAAAUUUUUAUUUUUUCAAUUUACGCGUUCUUUAGAAUUCCAUUUUUUUUUUUACCACCAAAGAGUGUGUGCUUUCUGUGCCGGUGAAUAGAACAUCCGUUGAUUAAAUACAAAAAUCCUCAACAAACUGUACGAUUGUUCGAUUUCGAUUUGAUGUCCCUUCUCGUCACGAUAUCAGCAUUUUAAUCAACAAAACAGUCGAAUCUUCUGUGGUUAUCAGAGCAUCUCCACUUCCACGUUGAAACUUUUUUCUACAAAUAUCCACAUAUCAGCACACCCAGAAAAAAAAAAAACCUGCCCUGCUUCAACAAUCGUGAAGCAUCGCCGACGACGAAGCACUGAACCAACACUACAUUUUAACCGAUUUCCACUUCGAUACAACACAAAAUCCCCACCUAUCGUUUCUUUUUGUUGUACACUGACCCCCAACAGAUCACAUGAAACCUUCACGUCGUAUAAUUUGCUGAAUGUGUAAUGCCGACGUCCAAUAUAUUUGCCUUACCUUUAUAUGCAGGAACGAUGCAGAAGCGACGAUAGAAAAGAACACAACAUGAGACAGCGAGAAGAAUGCUCGAAAAGAAAGCACAUUUUUUUGCAACCACGGCGGUGACAAUAACGGUGCCGACAGGAACAACACUGCUAAGCGUAACACGAGACUUUUCAUUCAUACGACACAACAUCGGUAAUGAUUGAGCGAAGCUGGGAAUGAGCUUUUUUUUGCAGUGUGUAUUACAACGAGAUCCUAGGAAUUAGACUCAACGGACUGCAGACUGACCACUGCUGUUAUUUUAGGGUGCUGAUAAAUGACUCAUUAAAAGUGAUUAUACAUAAAUAAGCAUUUUUUUUAACCAUAACUGCAGGCACAUCGGCGAGUAACAUCCGUUUGUUGAUUUUUUUGCAUGUACAGUAUUAACCUUCACUGCCUUUUAUUUUGCUCAUAGACUUACAAAGGUAUAUUUUAAAGCAGUCGUCCAACCGGUGGUUGCAAUACUGAGGGUCUAGAGAACCUAAGCUGCAAAAAUUUACAGUGCAUGUAAUAUGGCAACGUUUGGGAUACUUGGUCAUCCCGGCUUCCCGUCACCCACACAAAAUAUUUCUUAGGAACCAAAGUUUCUUUUCUCAUGUCGAAAUGUUGAUGUUGUUCCAUGUAUGUGCCUUGAGGUUGAACUUACAAUGUAAAGUCCUUGAAACCUUUAAAUGUUUUUGCACAAACUGUACAUACUUAAGUGAAGGUUUUUUUUGUUUUUGUUUGUUUUGUUUUUUUUUUAAAUAAAAGAGCCAUUGGAUUUGA
Doryrhamphus excisus (bluestripe pipefish) is the source of this 7836-nucleotide messenger RNA. RefSeq names its product fibronectin leucine rich transmembrane protein 2 (gene flrt2). NCBI's taxonomy places the organism in Eukaryota, Metazoa, Chordata, Actinopteri, Syngnathiformes, Syngnathidae. The record is from RefSeq and is a predicted model, not a curated record. Gene Ontology annotation, molecular function: protein binding.